AUGGAGCUCCGGUCCCCGCCCGCGGGCGUCGCGCAUUUUCAGGACCUCGAGCACGCGGACCUGGAUGAACUUUGGCGCCCACCGUCACAGGGGCGCUUGGGGCGCCUCCAGGAUUCCGCCGUGGAGCCCCGCUCGCCGGGCGGCUGGCUCUCCGCGCGGCAGCGCUCGUCCGGGUCGUUGUCGCAGAGAUCGUCGGUGUACUUCGAUGCGCUGGAGGGCGACGAGCCGCUGACGCCCACGCCCACGGAGUCCAUCCUCGGUCUCCCGCAGCCGCGCGGGGCCUGCAGACGUGUGCGUGCAUGCGUGCGCCGGGCGGCGUGGACGCUGGCCGAUGGCCGUGCGCCUGCGGCUGCGGCGCUGUCCCUGGGCGCGGGGGGCUACUGCCUGGCGCUCGCGGAGGCAUCGGGCGAGGCGCCCUGCGAGGGCGAGGACGGGGUGCAGAUCCUCGCGCCCCUGCUCGCGGGCUGCCUCGCGGCCGCGGCCCUGCCCCUGCGCUUCUGGUGCGCCAGCGGGCUGAUCGGAGGCUGUCUCUUGAGCCUUGCCCUGGCCGGCCCAUGCAGUGAUCCCCGCGAGGAGGGCGCCCGCGGCGCCUGCCAGGCACUGGCCUACGCCGGAGCUGGCCUGGCUUUCCUGCCCCACCUGCGGCAGCUGGCGGUCGGCAGGGGGCCUGGCCGCGGCGGCCUGGGCCUGGGCCUUGCGCUCUCUGCGGGGCUCGCCGGAGGCGCGGCGGCCAGGCGGAGGUGCCCGCUUGCGGACGGCCGGCUGCCGGCGGCGGCCGCGCAGUUGGUAGCCCAGCUGCUCCUCGAGCCUGUGGCGGCCGCACUGCCGACACGCAACGGCAGGCGGCUGUUGCCGUCCGCUAUGGCAGCAAGGGCUGCCUGGUUCUGGCGCCUGGCCGUGGCACUGUCAGGUCUCGCUUGCGCAGCCCGGCGUUUGGGGGGGCCGUGGCCGCUCGGCGCCGCAGGCGCGAUGGCUCCGCAGGCGGCCCUGUCGCCAGCGGUAGCAGGACUGGCGUGCUACGUGGCUGGCUGGGAUGAGGUGCGGGCUCUGCAGCUGAUCAGUGCCGUGCUCGGCGUCGGUAUGCUGCUACUGCCAGUGCGAGAGGCUGGGGGCGAGGGCGUGGCUGCCCAUGAGGCUGCGUUGCGGCAGCUGCUGCUUGCUGCAGUGCCCCUGGCUGGCGGCGCAGUGGGUGCGUGCAGCCGCGGGCUCUCGAGCCAGCAUGUCGCCGCCGGCCUCGCCCUGGCGGUGCUCGCAGCCGACAGGGCCUGUGCAGAGCUCUGCAGAUCCAGCUGGGCGCUGGGCGGGCUAGGCCCGCUGGUGGCCGCGGGCCUCUGCUCCAGGCUUCCGCGGGUGCGCGGCGGCGGUGGACUCGGCGAGCUGCCCGAGGGCCGCAUGGGCCUGCGGACCGAGGCGAGGCUGGGCCGGCAGCUCACUCCGCCACCCGCGCAGCAGGGCCGCGAGGAUCUUGUCCACGAGCUCCGGCGCCUGACGUCUCGCCUGUUGCAGCCCGUGGUGCCGCUCGCAGCGAUGCCUGCGGACGACCCUGCCUUCUUCAAUAAGAUCCUUGCGGAGCUGUGGCCCUACGUCUGCGGCUUUGUGGAGAAUGACAUCCUUCGGGGCGAGGUGCAGGCCGUCGUGCACAGGGAGGUCACUGGCGCUCUGCAGUUCGACCGCGUGUCCUUGGGCAGCGAGCCGAUCCAGGCGCACCGUUCCUGGGUGCUGCCGCCAACAUCCCGCGACAAGGCCAUCACCCUGGCGCUGGACGUGGAGCUCGAGGGCAAGGACAUUGACAUGACGCUGAAGCUUGUCGUGAGCAGAAUAAACGCCCUUUCCGUAAGCGUCAAGAGGCUCUCCAUCCGUGGCAUCCUCUUCGUGUCGUUUCGGCACGUGGUCCCGCACCUCCCGUUCAUGCAAGGUCUGAACGUGUACUUUGCUAACCCACCCCAGAUAGAGAUGGAACUGAGCUCGCCGUCUGGCGCCGUGUCGCUGCUGCCAGAGAACGUGCGGGCGGGCCUGGUCGCGUCUGUAUCGCGCGGCAUAUCGCGGACGCUCGUGCUGCCGAACAGGGUGGCGGUGCCGUUUGGGCGCCUGUGGCCCCUCCACCGUCUGAAGUUCGCGCGGCCGGAGGCGCUGCUCAGAUGUCGGGUGCUUGGCGUGCGGGGAGCCCCUCAUGGACAGGGCCACCUGGAGGGCCUCACGGGGUACGCCCCGGAGCAUAGAGCUCUGUAUUGCCGCCUGCAAUUGGGGGCCCAGAUCUGGGACAGCCGGGAGGCCCGCAGCAGCGACGGCGACUUCAUGUGGGACGAGAGGGCCGCUCUCGUGGUCGACCAGCAGGCCAACCAGGAGCUCUCCGUCACCCUGCACGAGCGCCACACGCUCAGCGACGUGCAGGUCACGGGUCCGCGCACGCUGGGGAUCAUGGAGGUUAGCUCGCGCAGCAGCCGGCAGCACGCGCCGCUCUGGCCACUGCCCUGCGCGGAGGGGUUGCAGGGCAGCCCGCGGCUGCUCCUCUCGGCGGCGUUGCACCCGCUGACGCGAAGCAGGGGCGCGCUCUGCGAGGGCCUGGGUUCGCUGUUGGUGGUCACAGUGGACAGCCUGCGCCAGGUGCCGGCGGCGUACGAGGGCAAGAGCGUGCUGCUGCGCGCUUUCGUGGUCGACGAGGGCUGCCGCCCCGACCCGACGGCCGAGCCAGAUGCGCAGACGACUCAGGCACGCUGCUCGCGCGUGCCACCUUCGGAGAGGUCGAGGUGCAGGAUGCAGCGCUUGCUCGCCCGCAAUUUCGAGGGCGCCGAGUGCUCGCGUUGGGCGGCGGAUGGCGUGGACGAGGAAGGAGGGCCGCAGAGCAGCUCUGACGAGUCCGGCAGCGACCAUGACCCCGCCGAGGCGCCCGGCGCUGGCUUCAUCGCAGCAGACGCGUCCCGGUGGGCAGAGCGGCUCCAGUACCUCUGGCGCCACUUCCGCGCAGCGGAUCACCAGCACCUCAGCGACUGGGUCGCCGAGGACCGCGACGCUCGAGUGCACGUACUGGCGGGCCUGCUGGGCGUUCCGUGUUGGGAGGAGGCGCGGCUCGGGCAGCUGGUGGACGACCUGGUAGCAGAGGAGACCCCGGGGCUGCAGCAGCAGGCCAUCCGCCACAGGCUGGGAAGUAGCCUCGGCGCUCGCCUGCGCACCUGGGCCCGCGGCGGAGGCGCUCCCUCCGGGGGCAACCGAGGCGGUGCGGCCGCUGCGGAGGCGACCCGGCCGCCGCGCCGGCAGGCGCCGCCAGCCCCGCCGCACCCAGCGACGCCAGAGGCUGCCUGCAAUGCGCCAGAGUGCCUCUGGCGCCAGCAGCUGAGGCUGGCGGUGGCGGCGCCAGCAGCGCGCGAGCUGUACCUCGAAGCCCUUCACGUCACGAAGCGCUCGGAGGCCCGCUCGCUGGGUCACUGGCGCUGCUCCCUGCGAGAGCUGAUGAUCGCUGGGCGCAUGGCCGAUCCGAUGCGCAGCCGCGCGCUGGAGCCAGGCGGGGGCCCGCACCCGCAGGGCAGCAGCGCCGUGCCCGCCGGGCCGAGGGGGCUGCGGGAGCUGCCCGAGCUCCUCGCGCAGGUGGAGCUGUUCCACCUGCUGCCCGCCCGCGUCGACCUGCCCGAGUGCGGGGGCGCCGCCGCGGCGUCGGCGGGCCCCCCGGGGAAGUGA
This is a messenger RNA of Prorocentrum cordatum, 3672 nucleotides long. Lineage: Eukaryota; Dinophyceae; Prorocentrales; Prorocentraceae. The record is from the annotation of a GenBank genome assembly.